Messenger RNA from Oncorhynchus nerka (sockeye salmon), 2612 nucleotides. RefSeq names its product forkhead box I3b (gene foxi3b). Gene Ontology annotation, biological process: anatomical structure morphogenesis; regulation of transcription by RNA polymerase II; cell differentiation. Gene Ontology annotation, molecular function: RNA polymerase II cis-regulatory region sequence-specific DNA binding; DNA-binding transcription factor activity, RNA polymerase II-specific. NCBI's taxonomy places the organism in Eukaryota, Metazoa, Chordata, Actinopteri, Salmoniformes, Salmonidae. The coding region runs from base 305 to 1462 and encodes 385 amino acids. The transcript has 2 exons. The record is from RefSeq and is a predicted model, not a curated record.
AUAGUCAACAGGUAACAAGUAGAGAGAGAGAGAGAGAGAGAGAGAGACAGACAGACAGACGGAGGGAGAGAGAGAGAGAUACCCCAGGGGCAUAACUCAGACACUGAAACAGUCAUCACCUUCCAAGGACCAGAACAGCACAAGUUGAAAAAGAGGCUAAAAAAUAACUUUCAGGUUAUCCUGACAGCAGGAAAGGACUGAGGACUCUAUUCAUACCUGUCCCCAAGGAGACGACAAGGUCAGCCCAAGGACAGACGCACAGCAGCAUCAGGAGGAGGUGAGAGAGGCUACAGACUAACUGACCAUGGCGUCGUUCGAACCUCAGGGUCAGUCUCCUCCUUGCUGUGGCCCCCAGUUCCCCAGCCUGGGCCAGGAACCUCCAGAACUCAGCAUGUACAGUGACUGCUACUACCCUCCUCCAUCGCUCCCCAGCCCCCAGCGCACCACCCCCACCUCCUAUGACUACAGCACCUCCUCCCCUAAUCCUUACCUGUGGUUCAACGGAUCCGGCAUCAACGCUCCCCCAUAUCUGGCCACCACUGGGCCCCCAGGAAACCCCGGGCCACCCUUCGUUCCCCAGCACUAUGGGAUGCAGAGGCCUUACCUGGGGCCUGGCGGGGCAGGGGUCCCUGGGGGGGAGCUGGGCUGGUUCUCUCUGCCCUCACAGGAAGACCUGAUGAAGCUGGUCCGCCCGCCCUACUCCUACUCCGCCCUCAUUGCCAUGGCGAUCCAUGGCGCCCCGGAGCGGAGGCUGACCUUGAGUCAGAUCUACCAGUACGUGGCCGAUAACUUCCCCUUCUACAACAAGAGCAAGGCUGGCUGGCAGAACUCCAUCAGGCACAACCUGUCACUCAACGACUGCUUUAAGAAGGUCCCCAGAGAUGAGGACGACCCUGGUAAGGGUAACUAUUGGACACUAGACCCAAACUGUGAGAAGAUGUUUGACAACGGAAACUUCCGUCGUAAAAGGAAGAGGAAGUCUGAUUCACUGUCUGGAGGAGAGGGGGGGUCAGGGGGGUCGGAGCCAGGUGAGCCAGGUCGGAGCCCCGAACCCCCCAGCAACCACGGGAUCGACAUGUCUCCCACGCCAGAGAGAAUCCCCACCCCUUCAACCACAGGUCCCGCCCCUUGCUUGAGCAGCUUCCUGUCUGAGAUGUCUGGAGUGGUGUCAGGGGGAGCCAAUGAGAUCGUAGGAGAUUCGCUGAACCGGGCCCUCCCCAUAACCCUUACCCUGGAUGGGACCCAGAGGCCUACACAGCCUGGGGGUUUUGGUAGUUACUCCCCCAGCUCGGGUGCUUCGGAGUGGGCUUCCCAGCUGCCGCCUCCCCCUGGCCUCUCCUCCUCGCCCACCCACUCUUCCCUGGGUUACAGCAGCCCCAUCCUCAGCCAGUUCAAUGGGCAUUUCUACCCUGGCUUGGGCUCAGCAAGCAUCCUAUACCCACGGGAAGGCACAGAGGUCUGAACAGACUGAUAGACAGGGAGACAGGGAUGGGCAGAAGACAACUAGAGGUCUGAACAGACUGAUAGAGGGGGAGACAGGGAUGGGCAGAAGUUAGCUAGAGGUCUAAAGACACUAAAGAAAGGAGAGUGAGAAAGAGACUUCUACAUGAGACUGAACUGAACCGUCUGCUGACACACACAUACACACACACACGGUAGUCAGUUAAAGCUGACAGGGCGGGACUCAGUUGCGUGUGACAGCAAGAUGAGCAGGGCCUGGUUCCCACGGAAACAGCCGAGUCAGCAUCGAUGAUGCUUCACGCACACACACACACACACAAACACACGCACACACACCUGUUUAAUCAUCUAUAAUUGCUGACUGUCAUGACUGACAAUUUUAAUUUGUAUAUAUUUGUAUUGAAUGUUUUAUUUGAUUGUUUAUAUAUGUUAUUUGAUUGUUUAUGUAUGUGUUUUUAUCUCUGAGUGCUUGGGUCCAACAUAUUUGUUCAACAUUGUAAAAUAUUGUUUUGCUAUGAAUGGCUCAGACCUGGGUUCAAAUACGAAUGGCUCAGACCUGGGUUCAAAUACAUGUGUUUUGCUAUGAAUGGCUCAGACCUGGGUUCAAAUACAUGUGUUUUGCUAUGAAUGGCUCAGACCUGGGUUCAAAUACAUGUGUUUUGCUAUGAAUGGCUCAGACCUGGGUUCAAAUACAUGUGUUUUGCUAUGAAUGGCUCAGACCUGGGUUCAAAUACAUGUGUUUUGUUAUUUGAAUACAUUUUGCUGUGUAUUUAAUUAUUUUCAAAUACACAGCUCAAAACAAGUAUUUUUAUUUGAGUAUUUGAAUGGUUAUUUGUAAAAACCAAAUAGUUGACCACAUUUAAUUUGAAAGUAUUUUCUAACAUUUAUUUUAAAUAUAUAUAUUUUUUUUUAAUAUCUGGGAUAAAUGCAUAGGAGUGUAUUCGAGUCAGUGUAUAUGAGUAUUCCCAAAUCAAUUCCAAUAUUCAACUUGUUUUUUCUAAUAAAUGUGAUCUGAAUACUUGUUUAGAAAUUACUUGGAAAAGUAUUUGAAAUACCUGAAAUAGUGUUUGAACCCAGGUCUGGUAUGGCUUAUACCAACAUUGGUCUGAUGGUUGUUUUUGAUAAGAAUAAUAAAAUACAGGAAAAUGUUC